GCGCCGCAUCAGUCGGGGCGCCUGACCGGGAUGGCGGCGGGGAGCCGGGGCGCGGUGCUGCUGCUCUUCUUCUCGCUCUCCCCGCGGGCCCCGGGCAGCCAGGCGGCGUGGCUGCUGGGCUUGCGGCCGGAGGACACCUCCCCGGGCCGCGUGUGGCUGGAGCGGGGGGCGCUGCGGGCGGCCGAGGGCUCCCGCUUCUUGCUGCGCCUCUUCUUCCAGCCGCCGGGCCGCGAAGGAGGAGGAGGAGGAGAGGGAGAAGGGGGCAAUAGCAGCAGCAUCGGCGGCAGCGCGAAGGUGGAGCGUCGCGUGGUGUUCGUGGAGGAGCCUUCGCAGGCGGCGCGGUGCGCGGAGAGCAGCGCCUGGGCGUCGGACGUGGAGGUGCUGGGCCCGCUGCUCCCGGGCGGGGCCUCGGGCACGGCGCUGGCGGAGGUGCGCGUGCUGCACCCGCGGAAGGGCGAGGAGCGCAAGCGGGGCGGGCGGCGCCGCUUCGGCCUCUGCGCCUGGGACGGGGCGGCCUGGCACUUCGGCGGCUCGGCGCUGCAGGUGGAGGAGGCGCCGGGCGCGUCCGGGGCGGGCUGGGCCUCGGGCCUGGUCCCGCUCCCGGAGGCGGCGUGGCUGCGGGCGGCGGCGGCGCUGCUCCUGCUGGGCCUCUCGGCGCUCUUCGGCGGCCUGCGCCUGGCGCUGCUCUCGCUGGACCCGGUGGAGCUGCGCGUGCUGCGGAAGUGCGGCUCGGCGGCCGAGCGCGCGCAGGCGCAGAAGGUGGAGGCGGCGCGCGGGGCGGCCGGCGGCGGCGGGAGCGGCGGCACGCGCCUGCUCUGCACGCUGCUCCUGGGCCAGGCCGGCGCCAACGCCGCUCUGGCCGGCUGGCUCUGCGCCGCCAUGCCGGCCGGCGGAGACGAGCCCCCCAAGGGCGUGCCCUGGCUGCCCGUGCUGCUCUGCACGGCGGCGGUGCUGCUGGGCGGAGAGGUGCUGCCCUACUCGGUCUGCUCGCGGCACGGGCUGGCGGUGGCGGCGCACACCUUGUGCCUGACGCGCCUCCUCAUGGCGGCCGCCUUCCCGCUCUGCUACCCGCUGGGCCGCCUCCUCGACUGGGCCCUGCGCCGCGAGCUCAGCGUCUGCUCCGCCCGCGAGCGCCUCCUCGAGUCCCUCCGCGCCCUCCCCGACGAAGGCGGCCUGGGCGGCCUCGGCGGCGACUUAGUCAGCGGGGAGCUGGCCAUGGUGCAGGGCGCGCUGGAGCUGCGCAACAAGACGGCCGAGGACGUGCUCACGCCGCUCAGCCGCUGCUUCAUGCUCCGCGCCGACGCCGUCCUCGACUUCGCCACCGUCUCCGAGAUCCUCCGCUCGGGCUACACCCGCAUCCCGGUCUACGAGGGCGAGCGGCGCGACAACAUCGUGGACCUGCUCUUCGUCAAGGACCUGGCCUUCGUCGACCCCGACGACUGCACCCCGCUCCAGACCGUCACCCGCUUCUACCGCCGCCCGCUCCACUGCGUCUUCCACGACACGCGCCUCGACGCCCUGCUGGAGGAGUUCAAGAAGGGGAAAUCACACCUGGCAAUUGUGCAGCGAGUAAACAAUGAAGGGGAAGGAGAUCCCUUCUACGAAGUGAUGGGGAUUGUCACCCUUGAGGAUGUGAUUGAAGAGAUCAUCAAAUCAGAGAUUCUGGAUGAGACUGACCUCUAUACUGACGAUCAGAAGAAAGAGCGGGCACACCAUCAUCGAGGUAGGAAACCUCAUGACUUCUCCAUCUUCCAGCUUUCUGAUAGUGAGAUGAAGGUGAAGAUCUCUCCGCAACUACUGCUGGCCACGCAUCGCUUCAUGGCUACUGAGGUGGAGCCCUUCAAGAUGCCGUAUCUCUCUGAUAAGAUCCUGCUUCGGCUGCUCAAACAUCCAAAUGUCAUCCAGGAAAUGAAAUUCGACCACAAAAACAAACGAGCACCUGAGCACUACCUCUAUCAACGCAACCGGCCAGUUGACUACUUUAUACUCCUCCUUCAGGGCAGAGUGGAGGUCGAAGUGGGGAAGGAGGGACUGCGUUUUGAGAAUGGAGCGUUCACAUACUAUGGUGUUCCAGCCAUCAUGGCUGCAGUCAGUGCAGAUAACGAAGCUCGCAAAAUGAGCAGCCUGGCUGGAUCAUCAGUCCUGUUGCCUGUAUCCAUGUCCCGAACUUCCGCCUUCAGCAGAGGGGAAUCUUUGGCUGGCUCCCCAGUGAACCAGUCGCCAUCCCGUUGUAGUGGAUUGAACCGCUCUGAGUCCCCCAUCAGGGAGCGCAAUGACUACGGUGGCAGCAGCACCCAACUCCACAGCAGCAGCAACAACAACAUCUACACGCCAGAUUAUUCUGUCCACAUACUCUGUGAUGUGCAGUUCGUUAAGAUCACUCGGCAACAGUACCAGAAUGCCCUUGCUGCUAGCCGUAUGGACAGCUCCCCCCAGACCCCUGACAUAGAGGCUUUCGAUGGUGAGUCCACAAAGGCUCCCACAGCCAGAGGUACUCCACAGACCCCCAAGGAUGACCCUGUCCUCCUACUGCACGACCCAAGCAGCCUAUUGGUUAGCCACUCAGAUGGGCAUCUCAAGAGUCCCACAGACUCUGUGUUCCUGCACAUGGAGGGAAUCCCUCACAUCCAAGAGGAGUUGCUAGGCAGCACAGAAACUAACAGACAAGAAAAAAACGAGGGCUACAUUGUCAGGCUGGAACCUGAGGCCUCAAAUAGAGAAAUGGAGUUCACCACAUCCCCAAGUGGCCCUGAAGAACCCCUGGGCAAGAAGUUACUCCGGACCCUCAGUGAGAGGAGAAGACAGCCAUCAGCAGACAGUGAAAAGAGUCCAGAUGACAAUACUAACUUCACACCUCUCAUCACAUGAGUGGCAACAUGACUUUGCUUCUCCCACAGGUCUGCAGCAUGACAGCCAACUGUGACAAGAUCCAUGUGUGCGUGGUGGCACCUGCUUCUCUCUCACAUCAACUAUCCCCUACCUCUAGGGCUUGAGAGCCAGACAGCAGCCCUGUGAGCUUGAGAGGUGGCACCAGCACAUGGAGAGAGCUGAGCAGGACGGCUCAGUGAAAGAUGGAAACCCCAUCAAGGGUGUGUGCGGCCCCUGUGGGUAGCGUAGCAGGGCAGCAUCUCACCAUCUCACCACAGCUUCCGUGGGUCAAAUGCCCAAGGGAAGGGGGGCAGUCACCCAGCCAGCCCCCCUUCCUGUUGGAAGUGCCCGUCCUUCCUUUUGCAUGGUCCAGAAACAGGACCCCAGUGCAUGUUAGUGCAGCAACCACCUCACGCCAUACACUCUCUGUAUUCAUGUACACCUGACAGUUAUCCAAAUUUGCCCCAGACCCAUUGGUAUCUGUAACCAGCACCAACUGGCUUGGGGCUGGCACUCUGAAGGGCAGAUGAAUGCACUGAUCACCUGGGAACUCUGGACAUGACAGACAUGGAUGUGUGGCCUUCGAAGAAACCUGACCCCCAAGUCAGGUCAGUUCAGAGCAGAGGAAGUAUUGACAGCAAGUGUCUGUAAGGAAGAAAUAAAAUGUUCUUGUUUUACAUUAAA
Anolis sagrei ordinatus is the source of this 3552-nucleotide messenger RNA. It is a transcript of the gene CNNM1, whose product is annotated as cyclin and CBS domain divalent metal cation transport mediator 1. Gene Ontology annotation, molecular function: transmembrane transporter activity. Gene Ontology annotation, biological process: magnesium ion homeostasis; intracellular manganese ion homeostasis; transport. Lineage: Eukaryota; Metazoa; Chordata; Lepidosauria; Squamata; Anolidae. Gene Ontology annotation, cellular component: plasma membrane; cytoplasm. The record is from RefSeq and is a predicted model, not a curated record.